Molecule: messenger RNA, 2746 nt
Organism: Tribolium castaneum (red flour beetle)
Lineage: Eukaryota; Metazoa; Arthropoda; Insecta; Coleoptera; Tenebrionidae
Exons: 9
Coding region: 16-2712 (898 amino acids)
Source: RefSeq, a predicted model, not a curated record
GUACAUGGCGCCAGGAUGGAACAGCACCAGCUCUGGGUCAACUUCAGUUCCCUCAAUGAGGGCAACUUGUCAGCGGCAGUUUUGCCCCGGCUUAUGACCGAAAUGGUCGAUGGGGUUUUCGGGGAAGAACCGUUCGAUUUGGUUUUGCCAAGUGACGAUGUUUGGCAAACGAAAAUUUACUACAAGCUGGUGGAGAAGCAAAGACUUGAGGAUGCUUCAGAGGGGGAGCGAAAAAUUGUCAAGUUUCUCCUUGAAUUUUUUUUCCUUGGAUUAAAAUUCGACGAAGCCGACGUAACAAAAUCCAUAAAUCCACAAACAAUAAUCACAAAAACUCCACCAAAUCAAUCAAUAAAACCCCUAAAUAAACACCAUAGGUCAAAGUUCACACUUUUCCCGUUACCAGCCAACCAACCCAUCACUCAAUGUCAUCAACCCAUCAUCAAAAUUCCCUCUUCCAGAAUGUGGCUUCAACAGGAACCCAUCACUGAGCCCAAACUCCACGAUUGGCUCAUUCAACCGAAAAAGAAACAAACCGAAUGCUCUCCACCAAUCAGAAACACGAUAGAGAAACGAAGACGCAAAGAGGCGGGGCCUGGACCGAUCACGUGGACUGUUUCAGACAUAUCGAAAGCUGCAUGUAUUCUAGCCCAGCCUCCAGCUCCGACCACUUUCGACGACGAACAGGAAAUGAGACGAGUCUAUACUUUGAUUUACGACGUUUUCAGACAUAAAAACGUGCUUACGCAAGCUUUGAACGAUAUCGCGUUCUUCCAUUUCUAUCCCGAGUUGGAAAUAAAACUACCUCACAUUUGGCUUUUGUUCUACGACUUAUAUCAUCGUGGUUUCAAAAAACGCGAAACCUCGGUGGCUGCGUUAGCCAUUAAACUAUUCAAAGAGGUGGGUGUGUGGGCGGUGGAGGCGGCGCUAUGGGAGUGGCGAACAAAAUUAGCAGCAGCUGUGGCCCGCCUCCGAAUCAAACACAGCGCUUUGAGCCUCAGCGAUUUGCUCCCCACCCAUUUAAGGGGCGGAGCUGGGGGCGGAGGCAUCGUCACGUGUUGGAUUAACCUCAAAAAAGUCAAAAACACCCUCGAAUUGAAACAACAAAUCGAAAAUGAGUUUAACCUCACCCCCGUCGAUACGUCACGCCCACUUACCCCCUCCACUUACACGUGGGACAAACACUGCCCACAUAUCGUCGUCUUUCACUCCUCCCUUCGCUCCGCCCUCGCGCGCAGCCAACUAAUCAAAGCGCACAAACUUGUCGUUCAAGACCGGUCGUUUUGUCUUGGACCGGCGACGUUUUACAAACACGUGACUGACCUUGAACUUGCUGGAAGUGUCAUACAAACGCAUAUAAAUUCCCCCAGAACCACGGCCUACUUGGCUACGAUUCUAUCACAAAAUGAAAAAAUUAAAAAAUUGAUGGCGUUCAGUGCCGGCGGUCGUAAAGUUGAAUACGAGGCGUAUCUCAGUAGGCUGGGUAUGACAAAUGUUGCGGUGUUUGCUGAUAGGCUGAUUGAUGUGUCACCUGAUGCCAAUUACAUGGAAGAGGUGGUGGCUGUUUUUGCCACGCCUCCUAAUAGCUAUAGUGCGGUUUGUGAUCCAAUUGAUUUGGUUUGUAGUAGAGGAGGGGAUUUGACAAUGUUGGAGAUUUUGACAGAGGCGGAGGAGAAUGAGGAGGGAAGGCAAAGGGUGUUUAGAAUUUUGGAUGAACAGAGAAGGACCUUGAGGUUUGCAAUGUCAAGGCCACAGAUCCAGUUCGUCCUUUACGAAACCCAUUCGGGAAUUGACGCCGAAAACGAUGGAAUGAUCCAACGAACUGUCAAAGAAGUGAACAAAAACGCCAAAUUACAUCAUGCAACUCUUCAAGGUAAACUGGUGGUUCAAAUUUACCCCGAACAAAGUCUUGAAAUAAACAACAACAAUGAAAAAUCAGACGAAAACGAACAAAAAACUACAGAAAGUGUUAAAUUAUCGAUGGAUAGUGAUGAAAAACUCUUUGAAAACAUUCCGGUGCCAGAAACGGAUAUUUUUGAUGUUCCGAUUUUACCUCAUCUAUGUCCAAGCGAUACUUCGUGUAUAAAUUACGAAAAAGAGGGUUGUUUUUUGGCGUUACUUCAACGAAAACAAGUAAUUAGAUUGGAUAAUAAAUAUAUGAUACAAAUGGCAGAAAAUCGGGGUCUUUUUGGACGAACUUCCUCGUCUAGUACUAAGACAAAAGGGGGAAAAACCGCCAGAAAAAAACAAGAAAAGGAAGUAAAACAGCCUCCGAAAAGCAAAAGGAGGAUUAAAGACCUCGAGGUGGCUCGAAUCGCCGCCCCCACACACACAUUCCUCCGUCACACCAAAGAUUGUGAUAUUGAGCGUUGUUGUCGUUGCCAACUUGACGAAGACGAAAUGAAAGAAAAACCAUCAAUUUAUAGACAAUGGUGGUCGGAAACAACUCGACAUCUUAUAGCACUUCGUUCAAAUCUUGUCAGAAAUAAAAUUUUACCACCUCCACGAAAAAAUAGUAAAAUCGACACAAAACUCGUCAUCGAUUCGUUCAUUUCGAACAAAAGUCGAAAAAUCGACGAAAUCGUCGCUAAAAGUCGAGGAGAAGACCAAACGUCGGUACCGAUUUUUCCAAAAUUGAAACUUACACGAGAAAAUCGAAGCGAAAAAGUACAAAUGCAACUGCCUGUUACCAUGGUUAAGUUUGGCGCGCUGUGAUGUGUUUUAAUCAAUAAAGAGCAUUUAUUUGGUU